GUUACGGAUGGAAGUUACAUCUUACAACUGUGAUGCGACAUAAAUGGAAAAACGUCAUGACUGUUUCUGACAUCAGAGGAACAAAUGUAAUUAAUUCUGUAGCUACCAGUGAACAAAGACUGCAAUCAGUGAGACGAGUAUGCGGUAAUACAACAAAGUCGUGGGAUUCUCUCUCCGCUAAAGAAAAAUAUAUCCUUGGAAGUCACAUUUUAGUAGAUGACAAGCAUAGAUUUUUAUAUUGUUCCAUACCGAAAGCUGCCUGCUCAAACUGGAAGAGAGUAUUGAUGGUGCUUGAUGGUAGAGCAACCAACAUCAGUGCAGUAGGGAAAGUACAACACAGUACUUUCACAAGGCUGAAAGAUUUUCCGCCAUCGGUUGCUAAACAGAAACUUCGGGAGUACUAUAAGUUCAUGUUUGUGCGAGAACCUUUCGGAAGACUUCUAUCAGCAUACAAAGACAAGUUUGUCUUAAACAAUACUGUUUUCCACAAAAGGUAUGGGACACAGAUAAUACGACACAUGCGAAAAAAUGCUCAAGCAAAUUCUACAGGAGAUGAUGUUAAAAUAAGAGAAUUUCUACAACAUGUCUUGGACAGUCAUGCGGAGGACAUGAACGAACACUGGAUGCCAUUUUACAAGUUAUGUCAGCCAUGCGUUGUUUCUUAUGACUUCAUAGGAUCCAUGGAGAAUCUGGAAUCAGAUUCUACUCAAGUUUUAAAACAGCUUAAUGUUAAUGAACAAGUCUCUUUCCCCAGACGACAAAAUUUUUACCGGGCAGGGGGGCAAGGAUAUGUCAAACCCGAGAAAUACUCACAUGUACCCUUAGAUGUGAAAAGAGAAGUUAGGAAAAAGUACGCUCUAGAUUACGAAAUGUUUUCAUAUGAAAUGCCCAAUUAA
This is a messenger RNA of Pocillopora verrucosa, 896 nucleotides long. Its product is annotated as carbohydrate sulfotransferase 14-like. Gene Ontology annotation, cellular component: membrane. Gene Ontology annotation, biological process: carbohydrate biosynthetic process. NCBI's taxonomy places the organism in Eukaryota, Metazoa, Cnidaria, Anthozoa, Scleractinia, Pocilloporidae. The record is from RefSeq and is a predicted model, not a curated record. Gene Ontology annotation, molecular function: sulfotransferase activity.